Messenger RNA from Paramecium octaurelia, 7142 nucleotides. Lineage: Eukaryota; Ciliophora; Oligohymenophorea; Peniculida; Parameciidae. The record is from the annotation of a GenBank genome assembly.
AUGGUUAUUUUGAAUAUUUGGAAGAUUGUUUUAAAUGGUAUUUGUUUAUUAUUGAUUUAGUCCAUCUAUAAUUAAAGAAAACUUAAUAAAUUGUUUGGAAUGUUUAAAUAAUCCAAAGGAAUGGUAUAAAAAGCCAUUCUGCAUAUUUGAUCUGUAUUUUGAUGAUGAAGGAGGUACUCAAUAAUAAAUUUAUUCGUCUACUACUUAUUUUUUUCUUGACGGUGUAGAAGUUACACUAUGCUUAUUUUGUGAAGGAACUAAUUUUACUGAUGUAGAGGAUUAGUAUUUGGAUUAUUAGUAUUAAAAUCUAAAUUUUAAAACAUUUUGCUAAGGUUCGAGUCUUGUUGAUUUUCAAUGUUAUAAAUGUUAACUUCCAGGUUGCUUCAUUUGCAAUUUAUCAAUUUAAGGCCAAUAAUGCCUUAAAUGUGUGUAUAAUAGAUAAUUGAUUAAUGGGUAAUGUAUCUACAUAUAUGACAUUGAUCCUACAUACACCUGUAGAUCUCCUUGGUAUGUAACAUCCAAGAAGAAAUGUACUUUAUGUCCAAUAAGUAAAUGUAAGUAUUGCUUUGAAUACUAAACUAAUAAUCUGUAUAAAAGUACAUUGUAUCAAAAUUUUGAAAGUUUUAUCGAAGGAGAAAGUUUUGAAGUAGGGUGUGCUCUUUGUGAGGACAACUAUAUAUUUAAUUUUAUUACUAAAAAAUGUAUUUAUUAAAAACCAAAACUUUCAAAUUGUUUAAGAGCAUAUAUUAAUCAGGAUGAUCAGGAAGUUUGCACUUUAUCUGAAAUUGAUGAUUUUACUGUUGCUCCUGAAAUUGUAAACUGUCAAAAAUAUAUACCUAAUUGUUUAUAAUGUUUGUUGUCUCCUGAAUCAACUUUAAAAUGCAUAAUUUGCUCAGAAGGGUACACAACUUCGAUCACAAAUGGAGAUUGCUAUAAAAAUGAUCUAACGAAUACAAUAAUAGUAAUUGAGGGGGAUAUCUCAUUAAAGAAUGGUUGGAUUUAAAGAAUUUAAAGUUUUAUGAUGCAAUUCUUACCAAACAAAUAUUUUUAUCCCAAAUCAGGUGCAGAAUCAUAUAUUAAGGGGGUAAUUGUGGAAUGUCAGUAAGGUUAUAAAGAAGGCGGGAACUCUAUAUGUGAAAAAUUUUGUGAUUCCUCGUGUCUAUCCUGUUUAACAAAUGCGGAUGGGUUUUAUUGUGCAAAAUGUCCUUUGAACUAUUAUUAACAGCCUAUAAGAGAUUAAUAACAAGGAGAGUGUUCUGAGUGUCCUCAACUAUGCAAAAUAUGUUAAAGUAGAACUACAGAAGAGAUUUAUGUAAUUUAUAAUUAUUAUUAUUAUAGUAAGCAUAACCUAGCUAUGUCUUAGACGAUUCAAAUUACAUUUAUACUAAGAAAUGUUUAAGACCUAUUAAAGACUCAAAUAUCAUUUAUGAUUCUUAUUUGCAAAGUGCCAGGUAUUGCUUAGAAUCAAAUUGUCUAAAUUAGCUUUCUUAUGAAUUAAAAUUUACAUAUUGUGGAGGCGUUGUUGUAUUUUGGCCAUUUGGCUAUGAUUAUGGCAUUAAUAUUAAUUAUUGUAAUUAAAUGGGUAUAGAUAGGAUUACUAUUAUUUUUAAAUACGAAAUUUAGGGCUCAUUUUGUGGAAUAAGAUAUAGUCUUUCUCCCUCUACCUUAUUAAAGUCAAAGAUAUUCUCUCUACGCUUUAUCAAUUUUUAAAUGAUAUCUGUUGAUACGUUAUUAAUAAGACCUUUAUAUUCAAUAAGAAUUAGCAAUUUUGAUUAGAUUGAGAUAAACCAUUUAUCCUUCCAAUUUACUCAAUCAAGUGCAUUCAUUAUCUAAAAUAAUAAUACCAGAGUGGAUUUAAAUCUGAUUGAUUUUGCAUUUGAAUAUUGUAAUUUUACCAAUAUGCUUUCUUAAUUUUAAAAUUAAAUUUUUGGAGAUAUUAUAGCUAAGAAUUUUUCCAUAUUAGAUUCUACUCUAAUUAAUACUUCAAUCUUUAAUUUAGAAGCAUUUAAAUAAAAUGGAAUAAUAACAAUCAAAACUUUUUUGAUUUAAAGGUGCAUUUUGUAAGAUUCAACCAUAUUUUAGUUUGGAAACGACAAUUUUAAUAUAUUCAUCUCAGAUUUAAUUAUAGAUUAAUGCGAUUUUUAGAAUUCAUCCAUAUUUUAAUUCUAUGAUUAACUUAGAGAUCUGACAUCUCUCACUAUAUAUAAUUUGAAAAUUCAAAAUAGUACAUUUAAUCAAUCAAAUUUAAUCAAGAAUGCCAAUUUAGUUUAAAUAAGUAUAACAAAUCUAAAUUUGAUAACUAAUCAUCUAUUUUCAUCAAAUUUAAUCUCAUUUAAUUAUCAUUUAACCUUACAAACUUCCUAUAUUUAUUAAAAUUAUUUUAUAGAGUCUCAACUAUUAAAAUAGCUCUAAAUAGCAUAUUCAUAUAAAGUAAACGUCAAAAUUGAUUCUCUAACUUUGAAAGAAAAUUAAUUUAAGAAAUAUGGCUUAUUAUUCUUAUACUCAAGUUAAUUAAGUAAUGUUUAUUUGGAUUUAUCAUUCAUCCGUUUAGAAGAGAAUUCAAAGUAAAGUACAAUUGAUGAUUAAAAUGCUCUUUUUAUAAUUUAAUGCUAUUAAUUGAAUAUCUAGGAUGCAGCAAUACUUAAUGUUAAUGAUAUGACCAUAUUAAAAAUAUAUGAAAGCUUUUAAAUUGUAAUUGAAAAUGUUGUGUACCAAAAUAGCAAAUAAGCAUUCAAAGUGCCAUUGUCACCUGAUUGCUAAGGCUAAAUGAAAUGGAAAAAUUAACUUAUUGGAAUAAUUGGAUUCUUUUCUAUAAGGAUUAGAAAUGUUUCAGUUACUAAAUAGUUUAAUAUUGAUUUUUCUAUAAUUGAUAUUAGUUCUAGUCGUGGAUAUUCAGAGGUUUUAUUAGGUAUAAUUUCUAUUGAAAAAUUACGAUUUAAAGAGAAUGUGCAGAUUUCAAAUUAUUAAUAUAAUUUGAUGUCAUUGUUAACAAUUCAUGCUGAGAAUGAACUAACAAUCGUAUUGAACAAUAUUAGCUUUAUUGAAAAUAUUGUACAUACUCAGGUUAAUAGUAACUCGCAAUAAGCAGCUAGUUUAAUGUUUAUAACUUCAUUAGCCAGUACAUUAGCAAUUAAAAAUACCAACAGUGUUAGUAAUGCAUUUACCAAUUCUACAAAUACUUUUAUUAAUAUUAUCUGCAACAAACUAACAAUAACCAAUUUCACAACAACUAAUUCGAAUGUUUUAACUUAGGAGUAAUGGUCUCAAUAUUAUGAUAUUUAAUUAGAAGAAAAACUUAAUUAAGAAAAUAUGAAUAACUUAAUUAUAUAAAUUCUUAAUAUUUAAAAUAUUGGAGGAGCAUGCUCAAUAACAUCAUCAGAAUUCUUUUGCUUUGAUUGCAGCUUCACUAAUAUUUUAGCAUAAAAGAGUAGUGUAUUUUUAAUUAACACCAUCAAUAAAGGACAUAUUGUACUCGAUUAACUAAAAGUAAUUUCAGUUGAACAUAAGAUUUAAUUUAUUACUAACAGCUCAGGAUGCAUAAGUAUAAACUCUUAAAAUAGUUUAUUAAAUCUUGAAAUAACAAAUGCGAUAUUUUCGAAUGUUUUGAAUAGAAUGGCUUCAUCAAUUUUUACAGUAAUUCCCUCAUAAAUUCAGAAUAAAAUUUCCUUUUACAACUCUUAGGUACUGAAUUGUUUCUCUUUAAUAAAUUAAGUUUUCUAUCUAUAAUUUUCACCUCAAAAUAUCAUUAAUAACUUUAUUAUACUCUAAAAUUUAACAAUUAUUUAAACUGAAGAUAAAUGGAAGUAGUACUUUUCCAAUAUAUACUAAAUAAGUGAUACUGAAAUGAUAGAAAUAGCCGGGUAAUCAAAUGCAGUAAUCUACAUUGAAAAUGCUUAAAUUUUUAUAAAGGAAAUCAGCAUUUCAGGUAUAUACUUAUCGACACUUAUGAAGUUUAAUAAUGUUAACUAAUUCGUCUUGCUUAAUUUUGAGCUCUAAGAUAUAUAAUUAUUUUAUCCUUGUAAUGUUAUUGUAAUUGAUUAAAAUGUCGAUAUAAAAAUGAUUAUAUCCUUUUAAUAAGUUUAAAUGAGAAGAAUUAGGCUUUUUAAUACUAAUUAAUCUCUGCAAUAAUCACAAUUUCAUCAUUAUUAAAUCAAAAAUUGCAAACUCUUUUAGGAACUGUCAGAUAGAAGUCCAACGUCAAUAGAUAUCUAAUCUAUUUACAAUACAUUAUUCAAAUUAUCUUAAAAAUCUUUGUCUAUAAUUUAAAUCGCAAGUAUUUUCUUCGAUAACUAAAUCAUAUUCAAUAACAUUAAACUACAGGAUAAUGAAUGUUCUUUUUGUACAGAGGGGCUGAUUUACUUUGAAAUAGAAGACAUAAAAUAUUUAAAGAUAUCAUCAAUUUCAUGCAUCUCAAAUUCAAUAUUAUCCUAUGGUUGUUUAGUAUUUUAUUAAAAGAAUUAAAUUAAUUUUAAUGCAAAAAUAAUGAAUUCCAUUUUUUAUGGUAACAGAGGUAGUAUCGGAGUCGGAAUCACUACUUAUAAUUAAUCACUAAUAAUAGAAUCUUGCAAAAUAUUGAGAAAUAUAGCCAGUUCAUAUGGAGGAGGUGUAUAUUUAGUUGUUAAUAACAAUAGUGUUAUAUUUAAUUAAUCGAUAAUAAUAAAUAAUUAGGCUUAAGAUGGAGGAGGUAUUUAUUUCAAUGGAGAAUAUAAUUUGGAUCACACUAAUUUCAUUAACACUUAAUUGUUAGAUAAUAAUGCUCAAGUUUUUGCAAAUAAUUUGAUAGAAAGCCCAACACAUUUAGCCUUAAUCAUUAAUUAAAAAGAGUUACGCUCUAUCAAUCUUGAAAGUAAUGGUUCUUCAAAUUAAUUAUUAAUAAUUGAUCCAUAUUUGAUUAUCGAACAAGAAAAGUCAUACUAUACGAAGUACCUCAUGCUUCCAAAUGGCUAGGAGAUUAAAAAUUAUGAAAUAGUAUUGCCUAAAAAUUCCAAUCCUUUGUAAUAUAUUUAUGAGAUUGUACUAACUUUUAAAAAUAGUAGGAAUGAAUUGCUUUUUAAUUUAAUUAACUCGACUUGCAGCCUCAAUAGUUUUAUAUAAUAUAAGAAUGGAUCAAUUUAGGAGAUCAGACAAAUAGCAAGUAUAGAUUAUAACUCUAAGAGGAACUAUUUUGAUUUGGGUUUGAUUUCAGUUGUAUUUGAUCCUUAUGAUUAAAAUAAUAAAUAUUUGCAGAUUGAAGCAACUUGCAAAAUGGCUUAAUCAAAUAAAACUCUAAACUACAGCAUGAAUAUCAAAAGUUUUAAGUGUUAGUUGGGUGAAUUUUAUACCUAAUAGGGAUGCUAAAAAUGCAUAGCUAGUUAAGGAUUCUAUUCAGUAACAUACGAUGCCAUAAAGUGUUCGAUAUUUGAUAAAUCAAAAUUCUAAGAAAUAACCUAGAAUAAAAUGAAUUUACUUUAAGGGUUUUGGAGACCUGAUUAUUUAUCUGAUUAUACAAGCUAUUGUUUUAAGAAUAAAGAUUUUUGUAUUGGAGGAUGGAGUUAUGGAAAUAAUUUAUGUCAGAUUGGGCACAUAGGAGCAUUAUGUGAAGAGUGUGAUAUUUAAAAUAUAUUGGGAGGAGGAAAAUAUUUUAAAAAUUAACAUAAUCUAGAGUGUUAGAUCUGCUAAGAAUAAGCCAACAACAUUGCAUCGUUUAUAUUCACAUUAAUAUGGUAUUAUUAUAUUUUUAUUUAAGGGCUAUUUGUUCGAUAAUGCUGACUUUAAAAAGUAUAGAAAAAUCUAAUCUAAUGUUCUCACAGUUAAAGUCCACCGAAAGAUUCAAUAAAAUAUUAUUCAAAUUAAACUAAGGUAUUUAUUAAUUGAAUUUAGAUCAUCAAAGUAUUCUAAUAAAAAUGCUGUUAAAUUACUUAUGGAUAUUUUCCCUAAUCUUUACUUUUAAUUUAUAAUUUUCUAUUUCAUUGUUUUUCAUUGAUUCUGCUAGCAAUACAUCAUAUUUUAUGGCUAAUAAUUUAGAUUGUUAUUUGGCAAAUAUCUAAAAUAUUGAUCUAAUUUAUUCCAAAAUAUUUACUAUGCUGAUUUUUAUUUUUAUGCAAUUUCUAUUCGUUAUCGCAGGAUUUAUGAUCUAUUAAAAUCUAAUUAAUCAAAAAUAUAAUUCUAGCAUAAUUUCAAACACUUUACUUAGCUUAUACAUAUUUAACUAUGCGGGUUUGAUUAAGAUGUAACAAUAUCAUAUAUUUUAGGUUAUGCUCUAUAAUCUCAAAUCGAUCUGUUUCAAAUGUUAAUUAUAUUCAAGGAGAUGUCUCAUUACUUUAUGGUAAUUAGACUCAUUUGGCUUGGAUGUUCUACUUUGUGAUACCAAUCUUAAUUCUUUUUGGAUGCCUAGCUCCAUUUUCACUCUUUAUGAUUAUGUAUUCUAAAAGAAAAUAUCUUGAUUAAAUUAAACUAAGAAGGCAUCUUUGUUAUCUUUUUAAUGAGUAUAAUGAUAGCAGCUAUUUUUGGGAGUAAAUUAAGUUAGUUCAAAAAUUUAUUAUGAUACUUAUUUCAACAUACUUUGAAACCGAAAUAUCGAUGAAAGCAUCUGUAUUUGGUAUAAGUUUACUAUGUUAUUAAUUAUUAACUGUAAAAUAGAAACCAUAUUUAACAUCUCGUUUGAAUAAUUUAGAUUUACAAACUGGACAAAUUUGUUCAUUGUCAAUAUUUCUGGCAACAAUAAAUUAUAUCAGUGAAUAAAAUAAUAAUGGAGUUGUAUCAAUCAUUCUAUAAACGGUGAUACUAUUUUUAUGUGUCAAACUUUGUCACCCUUUUAUUUGGAGCAUAGCAUAGAUCAAUUAUAAAAAAAAUAAAGUGCCAUUGAUGAUCCUUUUAUCAAUUCUGUUCCAGAAACUACAAUUCAAAAGAUGUCUUGACUUUUUAAGUGAUUGCAUUACCAAAGAAAAGGAUAGGGAAUAAAGAAUAAAAGCAAAUUACCUGAAAUUAAAAACUCAUUUAUUUUAAACAUCAAAAGCUGUAUUGACAAACCGAAAGUAUUUAUAAUUAUUAUACUAAGAAAUCUCCUAACUCAAGCCAAUACAUCAUCUAUCAAUUAUUGUAAGAAAUUCAGAAUCAGCGAGAACUUUGCAACAAAUUAAUUUUUUACCCUUGAAACUAAUUGA